Molecule: messenger RNA, 2952 nt
Organism: Camellia sinensis
Lineage: Eukaryota; Viridiplantae; Streptophyta; Magnoliopsida; Ericales; Theaceae
Product: protein MALE DISCOVERER 2-like
Biological process (GO): protein phosphorylation
Molecular function (GO): protein kinase activity; ATP binding
Source: RefSeq, a predicted model, not a curated record
CCUUUUUUGCUUUUCUUAGAUUGCUUGCUCACGAGUGUAUUCUUUGAUUCACUUUUUUGUUUGAUUCUUUUGUAUUGUUACUUGUGAAAUACUCUUUUUUUGGAACCCUCUUUAGAUUGUUAAUCAUUUCUUUUGUUGAAUUUCAGCUUGGAUUGAACCUUAGAGAUAAUUUCUUGAUCUGGGUUAUGCGAUUGCUGGUGAAAACAAAGUUGUUGUACCCUACAAUUUAAAUAUAAAAAAACCAAUAAUAUGAGGGACCCCAAUUUGGUCAUUCGUUUCAAGAGGCCUCUGAAUUUUAUCUUCUAUGUAUUAUAGUUUGUAUGUGUUUGCAAAUUUGUAUACAUACAUUACUUCUCAUAUUUGUAAACCCGGCAAAUUGUUGUGUUGUUCAUAAUUUGGUGCGAAAAUCCGAGUAAAAUCUCGGAGAGGGUGUUUUGUGCAAAACAAAAUCUGGCGAGUUUGUAUAAAAUCCUGGCUUUGAGCCACCUCCAAUACUGUCUUAUAUGGUUUGCAAAGCAAUGGGGGUUAGAUGGAACACUAAUGGAAUCCAGUUAUCGUGUUUUGCGGUAUUGAUUCUUAUUUUGGAAAUUCAAGGGUGUUGGUCUCUUAAUCCUGAAGGAUUGGCAUUGUUGGAAUUCCGUGCAAGAGUGGAUUAUGACCCAUAUAGCGCCUUUUCAAAUUGGAAUUCCGAUGAUGAUGACCCAUGUAUGUGGUUCGGUGUUCAUUGCGUUGAUGGUGAAGUGCAAUAUCUGGAUCUCAAUGGACUUUCCUUGGCAGGGGAACUUGCCCCAGACCUUGGGAAGCUUUCUCACCUAAGAUCUCUUGUACUUUACAACAACCAUUUUUUUGGUACAAUCCCUAAAGAGAUUAAAGGACUUACAAAGCUGGAGGUAUUGGACUUGAGAAAUAACAAGUUGACCGGGACUAUUCCAGCAGAAAUUGGAGGACUACAGUCACUGAAACGCUUGUUGCUUUGUAACAAUAAUUUUGAAGGAGAAAUUCCUCUGGAGCUUGUGAAGCUCAAUUUACUCUCCGAAUUGCAGUUUGAUGAAAACCUUACGUCUGCUACGUCUGCUGGGAUUGGCUGCGUGAAUAGAAAGUUUGGGCACUGCAUCUGGCUGAGCGGUUUGAAACAACUAAAGAAAGUAGAUUCCUUCAUAAUCCCAAUUAAAGGGAGACUUAAACAUUACCUCAAUGUGUUGCCACUGUUUAAAUCUGGAGACGAUUCGUUGCAGAACCCUGCAUAUAAUUGCUGUGACAAUCAACCAGAUACGCAUGAGAUGCACACCGUCCAAAACAUACAAAAUUUAGUAAAUACCGUAAGACGAAGGCUACUUCAACAGUCGAGUAAUCUCGCGGCUGCCCCAGCUGUUGGCGGGUUCCCUUCUGCGGAGAGCAUUGCUCUUCCGGCUUCCCAUAGUAGUGGAUCUUUCCCCGCUGUACCGAAUGCGAAGAAAGGGCAAUUGCUUCCGCCUGUACCUUCUCCUACUGAUCCAUCGACCCAACAGAAUCACGAUGCAUCGAAUCCUGAUAGCCACCAGUCCUCUGGUUCAACUGUUAAGCCGGCUGAACAACCACCUUCGUCCGGUGGAAUUUCUGGGGAUACGUGGAAGUAUUUAGUUUUGAUUUCUGGCAUUGCUUUCCUACUUAGUGUUGCUGCUGUUAUGUUCUUUAUGUGUCGGAGCCGAGCAGUGGCGACUAUUGGCCCUUGGAAAACUGGACUGAGCGGACAGUUGCAGAAGGCAUUUGUUACAGGGGUUCCCAAACUGAAUCGGGCAGAGCUAGAAACGGCCUGUGAGGAUUUCAGCAACAUUAUUGAUACCGUUGAUGGUUGCACAGUAUAUAAGGGAACACUAUCAAGUGGAGUCGAGAUUGCUGUUGCAUCGCCUGCAAUAUCUUCUGCCAAAGACUGGUCAAAGCGCUCAGUACUGGCCUACCGGAAAAAGAUCGAUUCACUGUCAAGAGUAAACCACAAGAACUUCGUUAAUCUUAUUGGCUAUUGUGAGGACGAUGAACCUUUUACUAGAAUGAUGGUGUUUGAGUACGCUCCCAACGGAACCGUCUUCGAGCAUCUGCACGUUAAAGAAAUGGAACAUCUUGACUGGCACGCAAGGACAAGGAUUAUUAUGGGAACUGCAUACUGUCUUCAGUACAUGCAUGACCUGAACCCACCUGUGCCACAUUCCAAUGUGAAUUCAAAUGCGAUCUUUUUGACAGAUGAUUAUGCGGCUAAAAUUGCGGAGAUUGGUUUCUGGGCAGAGGCUUCUUCCAAGCAUAAAAAUUCAGGGGAAGGUGAAUCGGAACAUUCUGAACUGCCACCAAUUUCUGAUCCUGAAACAAAUGUCUAUGGUUUCGGAGUAUUGUUGCUUGAACUCAUUUCUGGGAAGCUCCCUUAUUCGGAUGAACAAGGGCCUCUUAUGAACUGGGCUGCUGAAUAUUUGAACGAUAGGCAGAAAUUCUGCAACAUGAUCGAUCCAACGUUGAAGUCCUUCAAAAACAAUGAGCUUGACAUCAUCUGCGAGGUAAUCCAAGAUUGCAUUCAACAAGACAUGAGGAAGAGACCAACCAUGAAAGAAGUCACUUCAAAACUGAGGGACGUGAUUGCUAUAUCACCCGAUGCAGCAACUCCAAGACUCUCUCCCCUCUGGUGGGCCGAACUUGAGAUCCUAUCCGCGGAGGCAGCUUAAAAUUCGCUUUGAAAUCUUUUUCAUUCCUUGUAAGUCAAGUCUAUCUCUUACCUUGUAUCAUUAUGCAAAAGAGUACCUUUUUGUGCACCCUCCUGACUAAAAAAAUCUAUCACUAGUAUUUUUAACUAUGUUUGUGUUGUGAUUAUUCGUUUAUUCCAUUCUUUUAUUGUUUGCUCUUGUUCGACUGCUACAAAGUUUGUUGUGUAAAAAUGAAUAAAAUGAGUUUGUGAUUUUAGUUCCAUGGUGAAGUCGCAAAUUUUCUAAA